This is a messenger RNA of Sphaeramia orbicularis (orbiculate cardinalfish), 1465 nucleotides long. Its product is annotated as cytochrome b5 domain-containing protein 1-like. The coding region runs from base 658 to 1317 and encodes 219 amino acids. Gene Ontology annotation, biological process: cilium movement. The transcript has 4 exons. NCBI's taxonomy places the organism in Eukaryota, Metazoa, Chordata, Actinopteri, Kurtiformes, Apogonidae. The record is from RefSeq and is a predicted model, not a curated record.
GAGGCCAUGUCUGCGGCAGGAACAGCCUGGGACUGAGCACAAAACUAACCAACACAAGCUUUUUCCGCCGCCUCGAAGAUCACGUCUCCAUCAGGAUCCGCGCUCAAAUCUCGCGAUAUUACCCAGCGAUCCGCUACGGCCCCGCGUGGAUGUCAACAGAAAACCCAGGUCCCGCCUAUUCCACGUCCUACGGCCAAUAACGGGCUCAGAAGGGCUGAUUGGCGGGUGAGCGGGGCCAAUCAGAGGCGGGACAAUGGGGACCAGGGGAUGUGAUGCUUUUCCCUCCGUUUCCGUGGCCGCGAGCGACGGAAAUUUGGCGAAAAAAGAGAAAGUGCGCGUGUGCCACGUCUGAGAAAAUUCCAGAGUGAGGAGAGAGAGAGGAGGGGCGAGCGAACCGGGAGGAAGACACUUUACAUACGUCACAUAAAAAAAAAAACAGAAAAAGUAAAAGACGCAGAAAAAACACACAGAUGUGAACAAGUGAACGACAAGAAGAAAAGAUAUUUAAAACAAACACGCGGCUUUGAGAAAACACGUGACGUCACAGCGCCGCCCCCCUGCCACCGGGUUUCCAUAGUAACAACACAACACGAACACAGUGGAACCGGACCGGGACUGACCGGAGCGUUUAUUAUCGGUGAUAAUCAUUUAUUGGGCAUGCGCAGACACAGGUACUUCACCCCGGCGGAGGUGUCGGCUCACAACACGGCGGAGGACCUGUGGGUGUCCUACCGGGGCAGAGUGUGCGACCUGACCCCCCUGAUGGACCAGUACCGAGGGGACGUCCUCCUGCUGCCGAUCAUGGAGUCAGCGGGAAAAGACAUCAGCAGCUGGUUCGACCCAGAGACUGGAGACGUGUUGCGGUACGUGGACCCGGUGACACAUUGCCUCAGGUACUUCACCCCCAGGGGACGCUUCGUCCACGUCCCCCCCGCUGGUCCUCGCUCAGACUGGGACGCAGACUUUGGACAGCCCUGGUGGACGGAUGAGCGCUACCAGGUGGGACUGUUGUCCUCCAAGACCAGGUGGAUCCGGAUCAUCAACACCCUGACGACCCAGGAGACGAGGCUGGAGGUGAGAGCACAGGUGUGUUCAGAGGACACUCUGGCCCAGAUCCUCCAUCGUUUCCUGGACUACAACUCCCACGCCUCCAGCUACACCUGGAAACAUGAAGGUGUGACUCUGGACAUGAGCAGGACACUGAGUGAGAAUGGUAUCCAUGACGAUGACCCCCAGCUGGACCACCUGCGGCUGGACCGGGACCUGUACACCCCAGCCAUCCUGUUGUACUUUAAUGACGACCUGACAGAGGCCUGACCUCUGACCUCACAGGGGGACAUGACAGAGCAGCGUGUCCAAACCUGAGGACAAAAAAAAGACUGGAACAUGGACUGUGUCUGUGUUCUACUGAGCAAUGGUAUCUGUGAAUGUGUUCAUGUUAAAUGACAUUAAAGUGUCAGUUAUA